Messenger RNA from Pocillopora damicornis (cauliflower coral), 1477 nucleotides. RefSeq names its product prolactin-releasing peptide receptor. Gene Ontology annotation, biological process: G protein-coupled receptor signaling pathway. The record is from RefSeq and is a predicted model, not a curated record. Gene Ontology annotation, molecular function: G protein-coupled receptor activity. NCBI's taxonomy places the organism in Eukaryota, Metazoa, Cnidaria, Anthozoa, Scleractinia, Pocilloporidae. Gene Ontology annotation, cellular component: plasma membrane.
UUUACCACUGAGUCACGUUGCUUCAAGGACAACAACUGAGAAUAUUUCUUUGCCAACAAAAGCAUCAUCACAUCUCGGUUCCGUUUGGUUUUAAAACCCUCUCGUUUUUAGAUUAAACACCGGACACGAUAUUGCAAUCUUCAGUGACAGUUGCGGCGUACAUGUUUACUUUCUAUCUUUAAUUUUUUCCAUAUUGAGCGCGUUAAAAGCAAUAAAACGUUUUAAGCGAAGUGCAUACGAAUAUUAAGGAUUGUUGUGCCAACGUGGCAAGACCGCUGAUGGGGAAUUAUGCCUUGGAUGAAUGCAGCUCAAGAUUUGUCAGUCAGAGAGAAACAGAGCACGACACAGUUUAUUAUCCACGCUCGUCGAGGCUUCUAAUUGCGGAGUUGAGAAAUUAGAGAGUUUCAGCUGGGCGAUCGUUUUUCCGAGAAAAGCUUGAAAAUACUACAUCAGUUUGUAGGCCGCGAAACUUCUCCCUCAAAAUGAACAACAGUUCCAAUGUAUCAACGACAAACGCAACAACCGCCGGUGCUCCACCACAGGGUACUUCUCAUGAGUUCAAAAUUGGUAUAACAUGUGCGUAUGCAGUUAUUUUUACCAUCGCUUUCCUUGGAAAUUCAUUUGGGUUGUACGUUGUGUUAAAGAAGUCUUCCUCUACCAGCGUCACGAACUUGUUUAUCGCCAACAUGGCCGUUGCAGAUCUGAUGUUGACGUGUACAAUCAUGCCGGUUCAGGUGAAUUUCAUUCAUGGGGAUCUUUCUUGGAUUCCAGGAAUAUUGGGAAACGUGACUUGCAAGCUGGUGUUCUACUUUAUCCCAGUUUCAAUAGCGGCAACUGUGUUCACGAUGAUGUUCAUUUCCUUCGAUCGAUUUUACGCCAUAUUCUAUCCACUGAGAGAGAAGAUCUUCCGCAAGCCAAAAAUAUUGUCGGCCACAAUUUGGAUUCUAUCUUUAGUGCUGAUGGUCCCAUAUCCUAUGUUGUACCAAAUAGAGUAUAAUCCUCAAUUGAACAAGCAUUUUUGUUUACAAGUGUGGCCAUGGCAAGACAAAAACGAUGUUACAAAUGCUGAAACCUAUCGCGUACUUAAGAUCUUUCACACUACGAUUUUCGUUGUGCUUUACGCAUGGCCCCUUACAGUAACCAUCGUCAUCUACUUCUUAAUUUGCCGUAAACUAUGGCUUCGAAAGAUCCCGGGAAAUGUGACAACUACCAAUCGCGCUGCGGCUGAAAAAUCCAAACGCAAAGUUGUUCGGUUAUUAGUCAUAAUCGUCUUGGUCUUUGCAAUCUGCUGGUUCCCAAAUUAUAUUGAUCAUUACAUUUGGUUCGUGCGACCUGAGCUUGGGAACUCGAUACCGCAGGAAGCACAGCUAAUGUUUUUGUGGCUCGCGCACGCAAACAGUGCAAUAAAUCCAUCACUUUAUAUUUUGCUGAACAGCAAAUUUCGCAAAGAACUUUUCAUCACGAUGACUUGCUGUCC